GUUACCCAGCAGCCCGCGCGGCGCCGCUCGGGCCUCUCCACGCCGUGGUCCCUGUCGUGGUGGCCGCUGACCGGCCCGGGAGCGGAGAUACCGUUUAGUGUGCGGGGUUAGCGAGCUCGGCCAGGCUCCCGAAAGAUGGAGGGUCCUUUGUCCGUGUUCGGGGACCGCAGCACCGGGGAGGCGAUCCGCUCCCAGAACGUUAUGGCUGCAGCUUCUAUUGCCAACAUUGUUAAAAGUUCUCUUGGACCAGUUGGCCUGGAUAAAAUGUUGGUGGAUGAUAUUGGUGAUGUAACCAUUACUAAUGAUGGUGCCACCAUCCUGAAGUUACUGGAGGUAGAACAUCCUGCUGCUAAAGUUCUUUGUGAGCUGGCCGACCUGCAAGACAAAGAAGUUGGAGAUGGAACUACUUCAGUGGUAAUUAUUGCAGCAGAACUUCUGAAAAAUGCAGAUGAACUAGUCAAACAGAAAAUUCAUCCAACGUCAGUUAUUAGUGGCUAUCGGCUUGCCUGCAAGGAAGCAGUGCGCUAUAUCAGUGAGAACCUUAUUAUUAACACAGACGAACUUGGAAGAGACUGUCUGAUCAAUGCUGCUAAGACAUCCAUGUCUUCCAAAAUUAUUGGAAUAAAUGGUGAUUUCUUCUCUAAUAUGGUAGUGGAUGCUGUACUUGCUGUUAAAUACACAGAUAUGAAAGGCCAGCCUCGAUAUCCAGUCAAUUCUGUUAAUAUUCUAAAAGCCCAUGGGAGAAGUCAGAUAGAAAGCAUGCUGAUCAAUGGCUAUGCACUCAAUUGUGUGGUGGGAUCUCAGGGCAUGCCCAAGAGAAUAGUUAAUGCAAAAAUUGCUUGUCUUGACUUCAGCCUGCAGAAAACAAAAAUGAAGCUUGGUGUACAGGUGGUUAUUACAGACCCUGAGAAAUUGGACCAAAUUAGACAGAGAGAAUCAGAUAUCACCAAGGAGAGAAUUCAGAAAAUCCUGGCGACUGGGGCCAAUGUAAUUCUCACCACUGGUGGGAUAGAUGAUAUGUGUCUGAAGUAUUUUGUGGAGGCUGGUGCCAUGGCUGUUAGAAGAGUUUUAAAAAGAGACCUCAAGCGUAUUGCUAAAGCUUCUGGAGCAAGUAUUCUGUCCACACUGGCCAAUUUGGAAGGCGAAGAAACUUUUGAAGCUACAAUGUUGGGACAAGCAGAAGAGGUUGUACAGGAGAGAAUUUGUGAUGAUGAGCUGAUCUUAAUCAAAAAUACCAAGGCUCGUACAUCUGCAUCAAUUAUCUUGAGAGGAGCAAAUGAUUUCAUGUGUGAUGAAAUGGAGCGGUCUUUACAUGACGCUCUUUGUGUGGUGAAGAGAGUUUUGGAGUCAAAAUCUGUGGUCCCAGGUGGAGGUGCUGUAGAAGCUGCCCUGUCCAUAUACCUUGAAAACUAUGCAACCAGUAUGGGAUCUCGGGAACAGCUUGCUAUUGCAGAGUUUGCAAGAUCUCUUCUUGUUAUUCCUAAUACACUGGCAGUGAAUGCUGCCCAGGACUCCACUGACCUGGUUGCCAAGUUAAGAGCUUUCCACAAUGAGGCUCAAGUUAACCCAGAACGUAAAAAUCUAAAGUGGAUUGGUCUUGAUUUGAUUAAUGGGAAGCCACGAGACAACAAGCAAGCAGGGGUGUUUGAACCAACCAUAGUUAAAGUGAAGAGCCUGAAGUUUGCAACAGAAGCUGCAAUCACCAUUCUUCGAAUCGAUGAUCUGAUAAAAUUGCACCCAGAAAGCAAAGACGAUAAACAUGGAAGUUACGAAAAUGCCGUUCACUCUGGAGCCCUUGAUGACUGAUUGGAUCUCCCUUUUAUUUAUGGCAGUGUCAGGGGCAGUGUCUUAGCCUUGGGUGACUCACAUUAAAGUUCAACAGGCUGUCCA
Molecule: messenger RNA, 1890 nt
Organism: Peromyscus maniculatus bairdii (prairie deer mouse)
Lineage: Eukaryota; Metazoa; Chordata; Mammalia; Rodentia; Cricetidae
Gene: Tcp1
Product: t-complex 1
Biological process (GO): protein folding
Molecular function (GO): ATP hydrolysis activity; ATP-dependent protein folding chaperone; ATP binding
Source: RefSeq, a predicted model, not a curated record